This is a messenger RNA of Salvelinus namaycush (lake trout), 1264 nucleotides long. Its product is annotated as zinc finger protein 239-like. The coding region runs from base 1 to 1125 and encodes 374 amino acids. Lineage: Eukaryota; Metazoa; Chordata; Actinopteri; Salmoniformes; Salmonidae. The record is from RefSeq and is a predicted model, not a curated record. Gene Ontology annotation, molecular function: DNA-binding transcription factor activity, RNA polymerase II-specific; RNA polymerase II cis-regulatory region sequence-specific DNA binding. Gene Ontology annotation, biological process: regulation of DNA-templated transcription. The transcript has a single exon.
AUGUGGAGGUUUCAUUCAGGUCUCUCUUUAAAUAAACACUCUUUGGCAGGAGAAAAACAAAACUCGGAGGGACCAGAGCCAGAGACGUCCAAACCAGCAAGACGACACCUCUGCUCCCAGAUUGGAAAGAGUUUCAUCAAGUUAGGAAACCUGAAAGUUCAUGAGCGAAUGUACACAGGGGAGAAGCCAUACCAUUGCGCCCACUGUGUUAAGAGUUUUAAACGGUUAGACACCCUAAAAUCUCACGAGCGAACACACACAGGGGAGAAGCCUUUCCAUUGCUCCCAGUGUGGAAAGAGUUUUAGCCAGGUAGGAAACCUGAAAACUCAUGAGCGAAUACAUACAGGGGAGAAGCCUUUCCAUUGCUCCCACUGUGGAAAGAGUUUUAGCCACUUAAGAAAUCUGAAAUCUCACGAGCGAACACACACAGGGGAGAAGCCUUUCCAUUGCACCCAGUGUGGAAAGAGUUUUAGCCAGUUAGUUAACAUGAAAAGACAUCAGAGGAUACACACAGGAGCAAAGCCACACCAUUGCUCCCAGUGUGGAAAGAGUUUUAGCCAGCCAGGAAAGCUGAAAGCUCAUGAGCGAAUACACACAGGGGAGAAGCCGUUCCAUUGCUCCCAGUGUGGAAAGAAUUUUAUGCGGUUAGACACCCUCAAAACUCAUGAGCGAAUACACACAGGGAAGAAGCCAUACCAUUGCGCCCAGUGUGGUGAGAGUUUUAGCCAGUCAGGAAUCCUGAAAGCUCAUGAGCGAACACACACAGGUGAGAAGCCUUUCUAUUGCUCUCAGUGUGGAAAGAGUUUUAGCCAGUCAGGAAUCCUGAAAGCUCACGAGCGAACACACACAGGGGAGAAGCCUUUCCAUUGCUCCCAGUGUGGAAAGAGUUUUAGCCACUUAAGAAAUCUGAAAGCUCAUGAGCGAAUACACUCAGGGGAGAAGCCUUUCCAUUGCUCCCAGUGUGCAAAGUGUUUUACCCAUUUAGGAAAUUUGAAAGAACAUGUGAGACUGCACACAGGGGAGAAGCCUUACAAGUGCUCAGAUUGUGGGAAGAUAUAUUGCUCAUCACAGUCACUAAAACGUCAUGUGAGAAUCCACACGGGAGAGAAUAAUUACUUAUCCUAGUGUGUAAAUUGAUAUUUCACAUCACAUUGACUUAAAAUUCAUCAGAGAACAUACACAGUGCUCCCGUUGUCUUAUAUUGUUGACUGGUAAUGUUUUUACCUGUUUAUAUCAUAUGAAAUGAAAAUGGUACAAAGUAUAC